UCAAACAUUUAUAUCAAUGAAUUUGACAAUUCUACACGUCGGUGCUUUUAUUUAACGCUUUACACAUUUUUUACAUAUUUUAUACAUAUUCAGUGCAUUUUAAAUAACAAUGGACUUUCUGGUUGCGAAGCAUAACAUUUUCCAGAAUCCAAAAAAUCUGCCUCUGAAUGAGCUCUACCUCACAAUCAAAGACGUGAGAACGCCGCGUGCUCACAAUGAAGCCUUGAUAAAUUGUCCCAGCAAGAGAUAUCCUGCCUUAGAUAACAUAUUUAUUGAUGAACGGACAUUCCCAUUAUACCAAGAGUACUUCACAUUUACGGAAAAUGUUGAAGAUAAUGUAGAGCAAUUUAGGUACAAAGGUUUAAAGUACAUUGAGAGUUUAGACUUUCUACUGCAAUUGAAUUACCAUCAGUUUUGGUGUUAUAUCACCAAAAAUCCAAGCACAGUGAGAAUGCUGAAGAGUUACCUCUGUAGUUUCACACCGGCUGUAGAGAUUGUCAAAAUGGAUGAGAGGUGCUCAGAUGUAGCCAACAGAAUUCACCAAAAAGUGCAAAUAAUUUUAUGCAGAGUGUUAACUUUCAAACACUCUGAUUGUGAAUACAUGACGCCAGAGAAAGUCCUGCAAUUAUUAGAAGAGUGUCUAUUGUUCUCAUUUCCUAUUGUCGUAAAUAUUUACGUGGCGUUUGGUAAAACAUGUCCGAAACUGGUGCACGACCUUGCCAAGUUGUAUUUUACCGAAGAACGGAAGGAAAAAUGGGACCGUCCAUCGGAACAGUUCCUAGAAUACACUUUACUUGUAUUCGAAAUGAUUGGUGGCAACAUCUGCGGUUUUGACUCCGCCGCCAUCCAGAUUCCAAUUGGAGUGCCCCCGAAACCAGCACAUUUCGAUCCUGGAUGGUACGAAGACGUGUUAACUUUCUUCCUGGAAAGUUUAAUGGCAUUAUCUGCAAUGAUAACGCAGUGUAUGCCUAUGAAUGAAAGGGCGAUCCGUUUAGGCAUUCCGUAUCGCCUGACUUACUUCUAUAACGAAGUAUUUCCGUACAUUUACAAGGUCAUGGGCUACAAGCGCGAUUCAAUACAUAAUUUCGCUGAGGCCAAGUCACGCGUCUAUGACACCGUCGCAAUGGCGCGGCAGGAAUGCGUUGAGUGCUUCAGCAGGAUUAUUGAGAAUCUAAUUGCUGGACUGUCGAACAGCACACUACAUGAAGAGAAGGAAAUGUAUGUGGAGGAAUACUUGAAGCUGAUCACAGCCGCGCUGGACGACGAGUUGUUCAUCUUUGACUUUCAUAAUACCAACGACAUUUCCGAGCAGUUCGAGGUGAUUUCACAAUUCUUUCCACAGUUGGAUACAAUGCAGACAAAAUACAUCACGGAUUAUAUAGAAGGCUUCCCGAAGUUAAAAGAAAUCAUCAUGAAGAGAGAAUGUGCGGAUAGACGAGCAGCACGCGAGGGAAGCACCGAAGCCGGUCCGUCAAACGCGUCGGCAUCCGAGAACUUUUUCCAAGUCGACCCGGAACGGACCGAAGUGGUUUUGACAGAAAACGAAAUCGACGAGCGAAUUUCAAUUGUUGCCGACACACUGCCCGACCUAGGCGACGCAUUCAUUCUCGAGUGUCUCCAUGUUUGCGACUACGAUCCUGUCAUGGCAAUAAUGAUGAUUCUCGACGAGGAACUGCCACCACAUCUAGUCGAAAUGCCACGCGAUUCGAUUCGUAUUCCAGCCGAAACGCCUCCAUCCCAGGGCAAACAACCCGUAAUGGCGUACACCGGUAAGAAACCGAGCGCGGCCGAUGCCAAAGAAUUACUGGAUGAUAAAUCCGAUCGCGAGCUCAAGGAUAUCAUCCUCAAGUCGGCCAUUGCUCAGGAUCAAUACGACGAUGAUUUUGAUGAUCGCGAGGAGUAUUCGCCGGCUGUGCUGCUCGACAGUGAUUCAUCCACGAGUGACGAUGAUGAAGCCUCAGGCGGGAGUGCGGCUAAUGUCGCUGGCGGAAACGCAGCGUCCGGCGGUGAUGCAUUUCGGCCAUUUUGUGAGGAUCCGGCGAAGCUGCGCGAACAGCGCGAGAAUGCGCGGCGGACUUUCCGAGGUCGCGGCGGGCAUCAUCGUGGUGAUGUCGUCGGACGCGCUAAGGGGCAAGGGCAGGACGAGCAAGUGCAACAGAAUCGGAGCAAGAAGAACGUCAACAAAGCCGCCAGAGGCAAUCAUAACCGCAAACGCGGCGCGCAGUUUAAGGCGUCACGUGGUAUGUUCUAAAACACAUUUGGCUAUCCUAGAUAUUUUUACAUGACUAAAUUAUUUGCUGCUAUUGUGAUGUCUCGGAAACAAAUUCAAACAACUAACAAAUGAUGACUCUUUACCUCAUCAUUAUUAACUUGUUGAUUACCAAAACAAAUAAAUUAUUUUCCAUUGUUUAAUAA
Messenger RNA from Dalotia coriaria, 2415 nucleotides. RefSeq names its product activating signal cointegrator 1 complex subunit 2. Lineage: Eukaryota; Metazoa; Arthropoda; Insecta; Coleoptera; Staphylinidae. Gene Ontology annotation, biological process: regulation of DNA-templated transcription. The transcript has 6 exons. Bases 110 to 2251 code for a protein of 713 amino acids. The record is from RefSeq and is a predicted model, not a curated record. Gene Ontology annotation, molecular function: ubiquitin binding.